Molecule: messenger RNA, 1263 nt
Organism: Symbiodinium sp. CCMP2456
Lineage: Eukaryota; Dinophyceae; Suessiales; Symbiodiniaceae
Source: the annotation of a GenBank genome assembly
AUGGCGAGCUUCGGUGCUGGGAAUCCUUAUGGGGAUCCGAACUGGUACAACGCGGCCUACCACAGCCCCUACUACAAGGAGACGCACAAGGCGUGGCGCGCCAGGUGUCGGAGCUUUGUGGAAGAGCACAUCAUGCCCUUCGUGAGCGAGUGGGAGGUCAACAAGGCAGUGCCUCGGGAGACGUACGUGAAGUGUGCCGAGGCUGGUCUGCUGCCGGUGGUGGUAGGUGCCCAUUCUGGUGCCUUCGACCUUGUUCCCAAGGAGGCUCCACAGGACUUGGACUACUUCCAUGAGCUCAUCUUCGUGGACGAGCUUGCCAGGUGCGGCAGCGGAGGCGUCUUGUGGGGCCUCAUCGAGGGGCUCCAGAUCGGUUUGCCGCCCGUGCUGAACUUCGGCACGGAGGAGAUGAAGAAGCGCGUGGCGCCGGACUGCCUCAUGGGGCGGAAGAUCAUCUCUCUGAACAUCACAGAGCCAUCCGCUGGCAGCGACGUCGCAGCCAUCAAGACCACGGCCAUCCGAGAGGGGGAUUUCUACAUCGUUAACGGCAACAAGAAGUGGAUCACCAAUGGGAUCUUCUCCGACUACUUUACUUGCGCCGUGCGGACGGGUGGACAGGGCAUGCGAGGGGUGUCCAUGCUGCUGCUCGAGAAGGAUUCCAUGCCAGGGAUCACGACGAAGAGGAUGGACUGCCAGGGCGUCUGGCCCAGCGGGACGACCUAUGUAGAGUUCGACCAGGUCAAAGUCCCCGUGGCCAAUUUGAUCGGCAAGGAGAACGAGGGCUUCGGUGUCAUCAUGAAGAACUUCAACCAUGAGCGCUGGGGCUUCGUGGUUCAGGCGACUCGCUUUAGUCGCGUGCUCCUGGAAGACUCCUGGAGCUUUGCAAACAAGCGAAGCACUUUUGGGAAGAAGCUCGUGGAGCACCCGGUGAUACGCUGGAAGUUGGCCGAGAUGACCCGUCAGGUCGAGGGCAUCCACCACUGGCUGGAGAACAUGACCUUCCAGCUCUGCCAGAUGCCCAAGGACCAGGCCAUGACCACACUGGGCGGACCCAUCGCGCUCAUGAAGGCGCACUCCUCGAAGAUCUUCGAGUACUGCGCACGCGAGGCGCGGCAAAUCUUCGGGGGCAAUGCCUACACACGGAGCGGCCUGGGAGAAAGAGCCGAGCGGCUGUACCGUGACGUUGGCGCCUACGCCAUCCCAGGCGGCAGCGAGGAGAUUUUGCUGGACCUGGCCAUCCGCCAGGGCAACAAGUCCAAGCUCUGA